AUGACCCUACCAAUCCUUCACUCAUUUUUGCUUCAACUCCGAGAUGUACUAGUUGAAAGAGCUCUCAAAGACCCCAAAUCCACGGACUCUGCAGGCUAUUCCAUUUUCAAGCGCAUCCCCAUAUUUCUAGAGGAACUGGAGGAGAAACUUAUUGAGAAGAUAUCAAAAGCAAGAGAAAGGUUUGAUAAUGGAGAUUUCCCAAUACCAAACAGAAUCAAGAAAUGCAGGACUUGCCCCAUAUACGGAUUUGUGAGGAAAGAAGUGGGAACCAAGCUCCUUAGUGGUGAAAACAAGGUGAGUCCCGGAGAGGAUAUAGAGAAGGUUUAUGAGGCGAUCAAUGAUGGGAAGUUGGGAGAUGUGCUGAUGAAGUGCUUGGCAUUUUGGAGAGGCACGGCGGGCCCUUUCACGCCGAGGCCUAGUGGGUUGUCUUCUCCAGGGCAGUUUAAUCCGGAGUAUUGGGGUUGGUAUGAGAAGCUGAGGUCUCCUUCUUCAGGUUCGAAUGGGAUAGUGAAUUGGGACCAGCUCUGA
This is a messenger RNA of Vitis riparia (riverbank grape), 528 nucleotides long. RefSeq names its product phenylalanine ammonia-lyase 2-like. Lineage: Eukaryota; Viridiplantae; Streptophyta; Magnoliopsida; Vitales; Vitaceae. Bases 1 to 528 code for a protein of 175 amino acids. The transcript has a single exon. Gene Ontology annotation, molecular function: ammonia-lyase activity. The record is from RefSeq and is a predicted model, not a curated record.